This is a messenger RNA of Moneuplotes crassus, 1475 nucleotides long. Lineage: Eukaryota; Ciliophora; Spirotrichea; Euplotida; Euplotidae. The record is from the annotation of a GenBank genome assembly.
AAUGGAACUUCCUAAAACCCUGACUGGAUAUUCAAUUUCAGGUGAUUUUACACUUAUUCAAGAACUCGGAGGCGGAGCUAGUGGAAUGGUGUUUCUAGCAAUGGCUUCGUCGCCUCAUUCGGACGAGUGCGAUGAGCCAAUGCAGCAACUCGUCACGAUCAAACUGCUGAAGCCCGACAUACUCGAUAAAAGCAACAUCGAUAUGUUCCAGAGAGAAGCCGAGAUUAUGCAUGCACUCGAUCACCAACAUGUUGCCAAGUUUUACGAGUAUAAUCGCGAAAUGGAGCUCACGCUUCCGAAUGGAACUGUAGCGCCAGCCGUCGCCAUUGUGCAAGAGUACUGUGACAGCGGUGACUUGUUCGAGUUCAUUUCAUUUACAGGUAUGUUUCACGAGAACCUGGCCAGGUAUUUCUUCAAACAGCUCUGAAACGCCAUCCUACACUUGCAAGCAAUGGGGUUUAGCCACCGAGACCUCAAGUGCGAAAAUCUUAUGCUGAACUCUGAAUUCGAACUCAAGAUCAUUGACUUUGGGUUCAGCGCCAUCUUCAACAAGUCAUCCACCCAGCUCGGGACCGACUGAUACCUGGCUCCUGAGAUCAGAGCCGGAGGGGAGUACACCGGCUCUGCAGUCGACAUCUUCAACAUCGGAGUGAUCUUGUUCGUAAUGGUGACACAGAAGAACCCGUUCUUCAAGGCAGAGCGCUCCGACCCGUACUACAAGGCCAUUGUGUACCAGCAAGCUGCUAACUUUUGGAGCGAACAUGCAAAAGAAAGCCCUGAUGCAAUUGCUGAGUUGAGCGAGCCACUGAAAGACUUGGUGUUUUUGUUGUUGCAAGAAGACCCUGUGAAGCGUCUAUCCAUUUCAGAAAUCAUGCAGCACGAAUGGAUGGCAGGGCCCACUCCAACCCAAGACGAAAUCAAAGACGAGUUCACCAAGCGGUACAACAACUAUUCGCAAGAUGAAAUGAUUUCGAAUAUUUCGACCCAAGAAGAUUACGACAUCAGUCCUGAUGACUUGGACGCCAACAACUACCACAGAGGCCUCGGCAGCGAAGAUGAUGAUGACACGCAUCUGGUGGUGAGAGAGGCCAAGCCGUACAGCCAUCAGACCAGGAAAUUGUCACAGUUCUUUUCGAAGUCGGACGUCGAGGUGCUCUUUAGAAACUUGACGCACUUCGUUGACGGAGUGGCUUCCAAGCACAAGUUUUCGAAGUCAUGUUACGGAGUCAACUUUGAAACCAUCAACGAUGAUUCGGUGCAAGUGGACGUGACCGUGAACAUUCUGAAGGUGCCAGAUGAAGAGAUGCACUGAGUUCAGAUGAUUAGGAACGAUGGAAACUCUAUAGCAUUCGGAGACAUAUAUAGAAAGAUGAAAGAUCUAUUCGCUGGCCAUGCAGAUACCAUCUACGAACCAUCCUCCUAGUCAAGGGUAAUUAUGGUUAAUUCAUUCAAAACCUUUGUUAUCCAUUUUAUGC